Scutellospora calospora is the source of this 360-nucleotide messenger RNA. NCBI's taxonomy places the organism in Eukaryota, Fungi, Glomeromycota, Glomeromycetes, Diversisporales, Gigasporaceae. The record is from the annotation of a GenBank genome assembly.
CUCCCUGUGUUACAAACAGAUUGGAACCUUUAUGGUUCUCUUAGAACGAACCUAAUAAACAUUAAUAAAUUAGAAUAUACUUGGAGAAACUCGGAAGCAAGUAUGGUACUAACUGACGGGUCGAAGAUAGUGAAUGAUUUGGGAAAGAGGCAGAAAUGUGAAUUUAUGAAACCUCGCGAUGCGAUCUUCCCAAUUCGGUUAUAUCUAAGUGCGAGGAGAAAUUUAUGUAAAUUUUAUCUAGUGGGAAGAUCUGGUGUAACUCCAUUUGCGACUAGUACAUCUCGUAACGAGCAAAGUGAGGAAACAUAUAUCGCAGAUGUUAUAGUUCCAUUACUUCGAACGAGUUGGAAAACCUUCUGA